Messenger RNA from Linum trigynum, 1065 nucleotides. Lineage: Eukaryota; Viridiplantae; Streptophyta; Magnoliopsida; Malpighiales; Linaceae. The record is from the annotation of a GenBank genome assembly.
AUGCUUCGUGCCUCUGGAUAUACAGUUACAACUGCUAAGUUGGCCAAGGAGGCACUCCACAUCCUCCAAAACCAGGGCAAACAAGGUGAAAUUGAUCUUGUCCUUACCGAGUUGCACUUGCCUGACAUGGGCAAAUAUGAGCUUCUGGAGACGAUAAGGGAAAUAUCGUCAUUGCCAGUUGUGGUAUUAUCCUCUGACAGCAGUGUGAAUGUGAUGCUAGGCUGCCUAUUCAAAGGGGCUGCAUUUUUUGUUCCCAAACCUAUCAUUAUGCAAGACAUAAAAAACCUGUGGCAGUUCUCUUUUAUGACGAGACAAAUUAGCUCCAUGAAGAAGCUUGGAAGAAGAAUGAGCAACUGUUCCGAGAAGCCUAUCCAUGAAAAUAAUACCGGAGCCGUCGGCAAGAGAAAAGAGGUGGAAUGGACUGAAAGCAGCAGUUAUCAUAAAGAUGAUUACUAUAUGCCACAGCCAAAGAGGUCCAAGAUGAUCUGGACUCCAGAGCUACAUGCCAAGUUCCUUCGUGCCGUCGAUCUACUAGGAGUUGAUCAUGCCAGGCCAAAGAAGAUACUUGAAUACAUGAAAGUGCCAGAGCUGAACAAAGGCAAUAUCUCAAGCCAUUUACAGAAGCACCGUCUCUCUUUAAAGAGACAGCGAGAGGAACUCGAAAUGGCCGUGCUUCGUGCUAACAACAUUGCUUCGCCACAUUUCCGUAAACUGGAGGGAAGUUCCCCGGUGUCCUUGACAAGGAUAGCAGCAGCAGCAGCAGCAUGCAAAACAUCAGCAGUUCACGACAAUACAAGAACAACGCCCAUCUCGUCGGGAGGUCCCCUGGGCUCUCACUAUCUUACGGCUCAAGUGGCUCCAUCAACUCAGAUAAUAUCCCCUCGCCCUGGGUUCAAGGUUGUUUAUCUGGACUCAACGACGCCUGGGAACUCAUUGCACCCACAACAGCAGGCCCAACAACCUGCGGAAGACUUGGAACUGGAGCAAACAUUGUUAGCGUCAGUUCAAGAGUUCCUUCAAGACGACCAGCCUGUAAAUUUGAGUGAAAUAGGGGCUAAAUACUAG